This is a messenger RNA of Momordica charantia (bitter melon), 2188 nucleotides long. RefSeq names its product DEAD-box protein abstrakt. Lineage: Eukaryota; Viridiplantae; Streptophyta; Magnoliopsida; Cucurbitales; Cucurbitaceae. Gene Ontology annotation, biological process: mRNA splicing, via spliceosome. Gene Ontology annotation, molecular function: ATP binding; RNA helicase activity; zinc ion binding. The record is from RefSeq and is a predicted model, not a curated record.
GAUACUAAUUGCUCCACUGCCUGCUGAUCGACGGCGUUACACCAGAACUUCAGGAGACCCCAAAACCGCGUCGCUUGUUUCCGCCGACUAGGGCGGCCGCCGAUUUCCUCCUCAGAAACCCUCUCGCCGGCGCCGACCAAGCUCGCUCUGUGUCUCGGAUAUUCAUAUCACUUUCUCCGUUUUGUUAUUGUCCGAUUCCUGAGAACGAAGAAGAAGAAGAGGAGUGAUCUGCUCCCCUUGUAAAAGAGAGGGGAUUCUGCGAUGGAUGUGCAAAUGAAGGACGAAAAGAACAUAGAGGAGGAAGAUGAAUAUGUUGAAUAUGUUCCUGUGGCAAAGCGUAGAGCAUUGGAAGCUCAAAAGAUUCUUAUGCGCAAGGGAAAGGCUUCUGCUCUUGAGGAAGAGUUGGAGAAGUCAAGGCUUGCUGAAGCCAAGCCCAGUCUCCUUAUAAAGGCAUCUCAGAUGAAGCGUGACCAGCCCGAGGUCAGUCCGACCGAGCAGAUUGUUCAGCAAGAAAAGGAGAUGAUUGAGCACUUAUCUGAUCGAAAAACUCUAAUGUCUGUUCGGGAACUAGCAAAAGGAAUAACUUACACGGAGCCACUGUUAACUGGAUGGAAGCCACCAUUGCCUAUCAGGAGGAUGUCGAGAAAGGCGUGUGAUUUGAUUCGCAAACAAUGGCACAUAAUAGUUGAUGGUGAUGAUAUUCCACCGCCAAUUAAAAACUUCAAGGACAUGAGACUGCCAGAACCAAUUUUGAAGAAGUUGAAAGAAAAGGGAAUUGUGCAGCCUACUCCCAUUCAGGUCCAAGGUCUUCCUGUGAUUUUAUCUGGCAGAGAUAUGAUCGGGAUUGCAUUUACGGGCUCGGGAAAGACCCUGGUUUUUGUUCUUCCUUUAAUAAUGAUUGCACUACAAGAAGAGGUCAUGAUGCCCAUAGUUUCAGGAGAAGGGCCUUUCGGUUUGAUUAUUUGCCCUUCAAGGGAGCUUGCAAGACAGACUUAUGAAGUGGUCGAACAGUUUUUAAUUCCCAUGAAGGAGGCUGGAUAUCCAGAACUAAGGCCUUUACUUUGUAUUGGUGGAGUGGAUAUGAGAUCACAAAUCGAGGUGGUGAAGAAGGGUGUUCAUAUUGUUGUUGCAACUCCUGGGAGGUUGAAGGAUAUGUUGGCAAAAAAGAAAAUGAACCUUGACAAUUGCAGGUAUCUUACUUUAGACGAGGCUGAUAGAUUAGUGGAUCUGGGAUUUGAAGACGAUAUUAGGGAAGUUUUUGAUCAUUUCAAGGCUCAACGCCAAACUCUCUUAUUCUCUGCUACAAUGCCUACCAAAAUUCAAAAUUUUGCAAGAAGUGCCCUGGUAAAGCCUGUAACCGUCAAUGUGGGAAGAGCUGGAGCUGCAAACCUUGACGUCAUCCAGGAAGUCGAGUAUGUGAAACAAGAGGCAAAAAUUGUUUACUUGCUUGAGUGCCUUCAGAAAACUCCACCUCCGGUGUUGAUAUUUUGCGAGAACAAAGCCGAUGUUGACGACAUCCAUGAGUACCUCCUCUUGAAAGGUGUGGAAGCAGUGGCAAUUCAUGGAGGGAAAGAUCAGGAAGAGAGAGAGUAUGCUAUAUCAUCCUUCAAGGCGGGAAAGAAAGAUGUAUUGGUUGCAACUGACGUUGCAUCAAAGGGUUUAGAUUUCCCAGACAUUCAACAUGUUAUCAACUAUGACAUGCCAGCCGAAAUUGAGAACUAUGUCCAUCGGAUUGGUCGAACUGGACGGUGUGGUAAGACGGGAAUUGCAACAACUUUCAUAAACAAGAAUCAAAGCGAAACGACUCUCCUCGAUUUGAAACACCUUCUGCAAGAAGCAAAACAGAGGAUUCCACCAGUGUUGGCCGAGCUGAAUGACCCGAUGGAGGAUGUGGAAGCGAUCACGAACGCAAGUGGGGUCAAAGGUUGUGCUUACUGUGGUGGACUUGGUCACCGUAUCCGUGACUGCCCCAAAUUAGAGCAUCAAAAAAGCAUGGCAAUUGCCAGUUCUAGAAGAGAUUACUUUGGAUCAGGUGGUUAUAGAGGAGAAAUUUGAGAAAGCUAAGAACAGAGUAAGAAUCUUUUUGUUUGAUUUCCCAUUUUGCUCUCCGCGGAUUGUAACUGUAUAAACUGAUAAAUUAGUAUAAGGUUAAUUGUUCCAAUGAAAUCAGUAAUUAACUUGGUGGAUA